CAUAAAGUUCCGCAAGUGAUGUCACAAAGACAUCCGUCCAUCCGUUACAUCCGAAAAUGCCGCGACGACUAUAUGUACUGGCACUUCCUCCAUGGAUCCUCUAUGUUGAUAUACUUCGUGUAGACUAACAUGCCAUCCACUGCAAGCACAAGCCCCUCGGUAUCCCACCUCAACCUCUUAUCACUCUAUCAUGUGCUUUGGAAGCAGCAGGAUUACUCUGUUGUGAGGCGGUUGAAAUGUAAUGUUGCAGACCUAGAGGAACAAGAACAGACGCACCCAUUCAACUUCGACGCCAUUGAUCUAUCUGGAUACCCUGGUGCCAAGUUACCAAACGGAGCGACCUCAAUGAUAGUUCGCUCGGUGUAUGAGACUUUAUUUCACGAGAUCUCCGCGAACAAGCGCAAUAUCGUUGUUCAUGGGUCGGCGGGUAUCGGGAAAACAUACUUUCUACUAUACACUCUCGUCAGGCGACUUCUCGCGCGCCAGCCAGUCACCUAUCAGAUUGACCAAUCGGACUCGAGCGUCUUAUGUUUCACCGCUGACGGCUUCUUUGCCCUCCCAGAGGAGAACAGCGAAUUUCGUCCCCUGUUCGACCGUGAAGAUGUGUUACAUCUAAUCGACAGCACUCAGGAAGACACCAUUACGCACCCGAACACCGAUCACACUCGUGCUUUGAUGCGGGGAACUCACGGCAAGGCCAUUUUCACUACAUUCUGGCCAGACAGUUUGGGCCUCGAUAUCGGAUGGUUAUCUGAGUAUGAUGUCGCACUUCAAAAGUGGAUGAAUCCGUGCACUUUUGACGAGAUCUUUGCGAUGAGGCAAGUGAAUUCAUUACAUAUUAGUUGUCACUGAUCACUGUUGUUAGCACUCUAACCCCCGACCAGCAUAAAGGCAAGUCUUUACGAUGGUCAUACAUCCAUUUUGGGUCCAACGCACAUGCUUGUCUGCAAGUAUCUCACGAUGCCAGCGAUGCCGAUUAUUAUCUCAAGGAGCUCGAACGUGCUCAUGAUAAUUUGUGGAGUAUCCAACCUACACUGCGUGAACCCGAAGCCCGAUAUA
Molecule: messenger RNA, 1059 nt
Organism: Suillus subaureus
Lineage: Eukaryota; Fungi; Basidiomycota; Agaricomycetes; Boletales; Suillaceae
Exons: 3
Coding region: 130-852 (240 amino acids)
Source: RefSeq, a predicted model, not a curated record